This is a messenger RNA of Fragaria vesca subsp. vesca, 2173 nucleotides long. RefSeq names its product boron transporter 4-like. Gene Ontology annotation, cellular component: plasma membrane. Lineage: Eukaryota; Viridiplantae; Streptophyta; Magnoliopsida; Rosales; Rosaceae. Gene Ontology annotation, molecular function: solute:inorganic anion antiporter activity. Bases 1 to 1977 code for a protein of 658 amino acids. The record is from RefSeq and is a predicted model, not a curated record. Gene Ontology annotation, biological process: monoatomic anion transport; transmembrane transport; monoatomic ion homeostasis. The transcript is spliced from 11 exons.
AUGGACAGCAUCAGAAGUCCAUUCAAGGGUAUUGUCAAUGAUUUUAAAGGAAGAAAAGCAUGCUAUAAACAGGACUGGAUUGGUGGAAUGUGUUCUGGUUUUAGGAUAUUAGCUCCAACCUUCUACAUUUUCUUUGCUUCUGCGCUUCCAGUGAUCGCCUUUGGGGAGCAGUUGAGUAGAGAUACAGAGGGAAGCUUGAGCACAGUGGAGACAUUAGCUUCUACAGCAAUAUGUGGUGUCAUCCAAUCAUUAUUCGGCGGACAGCCUUUGCUGGUUUUAGGAGUUGCUGAACCAACCGUCAUUAUGUACAAUUAUAUGUACACUUUCAGCAAGAAAAGGCCGGAGUUGGGCGGCGAGUUAUUUCUAGCUUGGACUGGUUGGGUUUGUGUCUGGACAUCACUGCUGCUGAUUCUUCUUGCAAUUUUCAAUGCAUGUAACAUUAUAUCCAGAUUUACAAGGAUUGCAGGAGAGCUUUUCGGCAUGUUGAUUUCAGUGCUCUUCAUCCAAGAGGCAAUCAAGGGAGUAGUCUCCGAAUUUAGUAUGCCAAAAGAAGAGGAUCCGGAUAAGGAGGAGUUCCAAUUUCAAUGGCUCUACACCAAUGGCUUGCUCGCGGUUAUUUUCUGCUUUGGUCUGCUUUUGACUGCUCUUAAGAGCAGAAAAGCAAGAUCAUGGUUGUAUGGUACAGGCUGGCUACGAAGCUUUAUUGCUGACUAUGGGGUUCCCCUUAUGGUCUUGGUAUGGACAGCAAUGUCUUAUGGUGUACCCAGAAAAGUCCCACAUGCAGUUCCUAGGCGGCUCCUCUGUCCAUAUCCAUGGGACAAAGAUUCACUUUACCACUGGACAGUCAUAAUGGACAUGGGGGAGGUCCCUGUCACGUACAUCUUUGCUGCCAUUAUACCGGCCAUUAUGAUAGCAGGUCUAUACUUUUUCGACCACAGUGUAGCUUCACAGCUAGCACAGCAGAAGGAGUUUAAUCUUCAAAAACCAUCUGCAUACCAUUAUGAUUUGUUUCUGCUGGGAAUAAUGACAUUGAUUUGUGGGUUGCUUGGACUUCCACCAUCAAAUGGGGUCCUUCCACAGUCCCCCAUGCACACUAAGAGUCUAGCAACACUAAGGAAGCAGGUGAUCCGAAAAAAGAUGGUGAAGAGUGCUAAGGAUUGCAUGAAAGAAAAUGGAAGCAACUCUGAGAUUUAUGGAAGGAUGGAGGCUGUGUUUAUAGAGAUGGAAGGCGGCUCUCCUCCAAAUCCUAAGGAGUUGGCAAACUUGAAGGAGGCUGUGAUGAAUGCUGCUGAUGGGGGAGAUUUGAAGGGAAAAUUUGAUCCUGAGAAACACAUUGAUGCUCAUUUGCCUGUUCGAGUGAAUGAGCAAAGAGUGAGCAACCUUUUGCAGUCGCUUCUUGUGGGAGUCUCAAUAUUGGGAAUAGCUGCAAUCAAAAUGAUACCUACCUCAGUUCUGUGGGGAUAUUUUGCCUACAUGGCGAUUGAUAGUCUUCCAGGUAGUCAGUUCUUUGAGAGGGUACUGCUGCUCUUCAUCAGCCCUAGUCGUCGUUACAAGGUCUUGGAAGGUUCUCAUGCUUCAUUUGUGGAGUUAGUACCGUACAAGUACAUUGUUGGAUUCACACUCUUCCAAGUGGUUUACUUUUUGAUGUGUUUCGGGGUGACAUGGAUACCAAUAGCCGGAAUAUUGUUCCCAUUGCCAUUCUUCCUUCUUAUCAGCAUAAGGCAACAUUUGUUACCGAAGUUCUUUCCCCCUUCCCAUCUUCAAGAACUUGAUUCUUGUGAAUGGGAGGAAUGUCCUGGUGCUCCACAAGAAAAACCACCUGAAGCAGGUGGCGAUGAGGGUGCAGACGCUUUCUUUGACGCUGAGUUAUUGGAUGAGAUGACAACCAGCAGAGGCGAAUUGAAGCUUAGGACCAGCUUCAGUAGUACCGAAGACAGGUUUUCUCAGGUGCAUCCCGAUGAUGCUCACCGAAUAUGAGAAAAGAGUGGUUUCUGAUUAGAAAGAAAAUAGAUCGAUUGAUUGAUUGAUUGAGCUUCUGCCUUGUGCCUUAUCAUGAUGAGAGGAUGAUGAUCAGUAUGCUCCUCUUCUGAGGACUGCUGACAAAUGUGUCUUUCUGUAUGUUGUGCCACUCAGUUAUAGCAGAAGUUACUAACAAAUUACAGAGAAGAGAUGC